AUGGUGGUAGAAGGCAGUUCUGGCGCCGAGAGCAUCUGCCCCGAGGAGUGCCGGUGUCACUCGCAUUACGACGCGGAGGAGGGGCACGAGCUGCGCGUGAGCUGCACGCGCGGCGGCAUGCGCGCCGUUCCCGUUGAUUUUCUAGACCGCAACGCGCAAAUUCUGGUUAUUUCUGCACCGCAGGAACGACCAAACUUCCUUACCAUCGGCCCAAUUUUUACGCAACCGACGCCGUUCGCCCAUCUCCGGCAACUCCACAUCGUCAAUUCAAACGUGCCCUCGAUAGGCCAAUACUCCUUCUGGGGACUACAAAAUCUACAGCUUAUCAACUUGACAUAUAACAAUUUAACCGCAAUAGGGACCGAUAAUUUCCGGGGACUCAUUAAUCUUACGGAACUACAUCUCGACCACAAUCAUAUAGCGACGAUGCCAAGCGAAACUUUCAGACACCUCACAUCUUUGAGAAUAUUAAUUCUGGCAAACAAUCAAAUUUCCUCCCUGGUGCCUAGACUUUUUCGAAUGCUGGCUAAACUAUAUCAUCUGGACUUAAGUUACAAUCCUUUAGCAGAUUUGAAUCCUGAAGUACUAGAUAUUUCACAUAAUAAGUUACAAGCAUUAAGUGAGCAAGACUUGCAGAGACUGGAAGCCAUAGCGCAAGUUCAUUUGUCUAAAAACUCAUGGCAUUGUGAUCAGUGCUCGGCUGGAACUAUGCUAGUGUACAUGUCUACCACAGUUCUUAAUUCUACAAUUAGAAAUCUUAAGUGCUACUCUCCGAUGCGGUUGCGGGGAACGAGUUUUGCGAGCUUAAGUUUUGAUCGCUUGGAUCCAUGUCCCAGUACGCAUGAAGCUCAGAUGAGUGUCAUAGCGGGGCUGAUGUUGCUAUGCGUCGCGGUUUUGGCGGCCGUGGCGGCAGCGUUAUGCUACUCGCGGCGCCGAGCCGCUCACUACUACACUAACGAAGAGAAACGACGCGAACACGAACACGAGCACCCCGAAGAGUUAUUGGGACGAACCGAGCUUGGCAGCGUGGCUACUAUCCACGCGCCGUACCACCUGGUGUCGAAGGGCAGCUAACGGCGAGCCGCGACGCCGGCGCCGGCGCGGCCGCCCCGUGCGCACCU
Molecule: messenger RNA, 1121 nt
Organism: Leguminivora glycinivorella
Lineage: Eukaryota; Metazoa; Arthropoda; Insecta; Lepidoptera; Tortricidae
Product: toll-like receptor 5
Exons: 2
Coding region: 1-1074 (357 amino acids)
Cellular component (GO): plasma membrane
Molecular function (GO): protein binding
Source: RefSeq, a predicted model, not a curated record